UGACUUCGACAGCUGACUGCUGGAGAGAAAAACGUAUUUUUCUAAGGUUGAUUUAUUGAUUUAUUUAUUUGUUUUUAAUAUUCAUAAUAGUAUCGCGUGAUAUAGUGCUUCUAAGUUCUAAAUUAACUGCAAAAUGUCUUCGGACACUUUAAACAUAUGCCGGCGAAAACUUAAUGACGCUUUGGGCGACAAAUCGACAAAAUAUUUCAACCAUAUGAAGCAGUGGUUUCGGAUGAAACUCACAAAGGAAGAAUUUGAUACUGAAGCUCGCGCUUUGCUAAGUCUGGAUCAAGUUCGGUACCAUAACGAGUUUUUACUAGCACUAUUGAAUAAGGUCGAAGGAUUGGCGGAAACUUCGAUAACUAUUGCCCGUGACAAAGCUAUAUCUCACAAUAGAAAUAGUAGACGGCAUAAGAGGAGCUCCCGAACGUCAGAGAAAUCUAACUUUGAGCCGGCGGAUUUGUUAGAAUAUUUGCCGCCUAAUUCACCACCCGGCGCUGGAAGUGAUGGUGUCAAAUAUGCAGCACAAGAAAUAUUUCUGCCAGACCAUGCAUUGGUGGUGGGAAGAUUCAUGCUCGCUGCGUGGGAGCUUGGCCUGGAAGGGGCUGACGAUGAUGCAGCAGACAUCAUUGUGGUAGCUGUACAGAACUUCCUCAAAAACAUCAUAACUGCUGUGAUAUCACAGAGAAAGGGGUACAAAUUAAGAAACAAGAGGUUUAUGUAUGACCUUGGUGGAGACAUGCCAAACAUGUGGCUCAGGAAUAGUAGCUUGCUGUAUGACCCCCAGAAUGAGGGUCGGGUAGAUUUGGACGACAGUGUGGAUGCACUGGGUCCUAGAUGUCCACCAACUAUCGACGAAGUGGAACAAUCAGCAGCAUUUGAAAUAGCAUGCAGUGGGCCCAGCACAGAACCGAAUGAUGAUAAAUUGACGAUAGAAGAAUUCUACAACACUUUGUUGACUCACAAGAAUGUGAUAGCUUGCCAUUCAGUGUAUGCAGUAAACAUGGAGAGACUCGCUGUAAUGUUAAACCAUCCUAGCUAUUAAACUUACCUAAAUAAAGCCUGAAGGUGAGAAAACAACUUUUGGUGCAGUGGUAUUCUUCUCAUAUUCCGAUUCCUAAAGUGCAUCUAUAGUCAUUGAAUGGGGACCACAUUUAAGCAAGUGUAGUGUGGGACCCCUCCAGCACGAUGAACCGACGAUAUAAAGCAGUUGUCCCGCCAACAACGUGUGGCUGGAUGAGGAAGG
Molecule: messenger RNA, 1246 nt
Organism: Maniola jurtina (meadow brown)
Lineage: Eukaryota; Metazoa; Arthropoda; Insecta; Lepidoptera; Nymphalidae
Product: transcriptional adapter 1-like
Exons: 4
Coding region: 134-1045 (303 amino acids)
Biological process (GO): regulation of transcription by RNA polymerase II
Cellular component (GO): SAGA complex
Molecular function (GO): transcription coactivator activity
Source: RefSeq, a predicted model, not a curated record